ACGGACAGACCGCAGAGCGCCACCGGACAGUGAGAGAGAAGUGAAACCACCGCGGGAGAAAAAGAAAGAUGAGAGAAAUAGUUCACAUCCAGGCCGGACAGUGCGGGAACCAGAUCGGGACCAAGUUCUGGGAAGUGAUCAGCGAUGAGCACGGCAUCGACCCCGCAGGAAACUAUGUGGGUGACUCAGCUCUUCAGCUGGACAGGGUCAACGUCUACUACAAUGAGGCUUCCUCACAUAAAUACGUCCCCAGGGCAGUGCUGGUUGACCUCGAACCAGGAACCAUGGACAGCGUUCGCUCAGGAGCCUUCGGACAACUCUUCAGACCGGACAACUUCAUCUUCGGUCAGACAGGUGCGGGGAACAACUGGGCCAAAGGUCACUACACGGAGGGGGCGGAGCUCGUGGACUCAGUCCUGGACGUAGUGAGGAAGGAGUGUGAGCACUGCGACUGUCUCCAGGGUUUCCAGCUGACCCACUCGCUGGGGGGCGGCACCGGCUCAGGCAUGGGCACCCUGCUGAUCAGCAAGAUCCGGGAGGAGUACCCCGACCGCAUCAUGAACACCUUCAGCGUCAUGCCCUCGCCUAAGGUGUCGGACACCGUCGUGGAGCCCUACAACGCCACCCUGUCGGUCCACCAGCUGGUCGAAAACACAGACGAGACCUACUGCAUCGACAACGAGGCCCUGUACGACAUCUGCUUCCGCACGCUUAAACUCACGACGCCAACCUACGGCGACCUCAACCACCUGGUGUCGGCCACCAUGAGCGGCGUGACGACCUCGCUCCGUUUCCCCGGACAGCUCAACGCAGAUCUCCGCAAGCUGGCCGUCAACAUGGUGCCUUUCCCCAGACUCCACUUCUUCAUGCCAGGGUUCGCUCCUCUGACGGCGAGGGGAAGCCAGCAGUAUCGAGCCCUCACCGUUCCUGAGCUAACCCAGCAGAUGUUCGACGCCAGGAACAUGAUGGCGGCCUGCGACCCUCGCCACGGUCGCUACCUGACCGUCGCCACCGUCUUCCGCGGGCCCAUGUCCAUGAAGGAGGUGGACGAGCAGAUGCUGAACGUCCAGAACAAGAAUAGCAGCUACUUCGUGGAGUGGAUCCCCAACAACGUCAAGGUGGCCGUCUGCGACAUCGCUCCCCGGGGGCUCAAGAUGGCCGCCACCUUCAUCGGCAACAGCACGGCCAUCCAGGAGCUGUUCAAGAGGAUCUCCGAGCAGUUUUCGGCCAUGUUCCGCCGAAAGGCCUUCCUGCACUGGUUCACGGGCGAGGGCAUGGACGAGAUGGAGUUCACGGAGGCGGAGAGCAACAUGAACGACCUGGUGUCUGAGUACCAGCAGUACCAGGAGGCCACCGCCAACGACGGCGAGGAGAACUUUGAGGACGAGGAGGACGAGAUCAACGAGAGCUGGGAUGCGGAGCAGAAGUUUGAUGAGCCAAUCAGAGAGCAGGAAGACAACCUUAGCCCAAUCAGCUAAAGGCAGAGGCGGGUCGCCAGCUGAAAGAAACACAAAACGAACAAAGCAAAAAAAAAAGACAGUCCCGCAACAUUAAUGUUUUCUGAUUUUGUGAAAAUGUUUUGAAGAUGUGUGGAAAAAAGCAGCAGCGUUGAUCCAGGAUCAGUGGUUCUGUUUAAUAUUUCUACAUUAGGUAUUAGAGGUGGACAGAGAGUCCAGAAUCAGUGAAGGACGAGGGUUCUCCGCACUGAUGUGCAAACUGAGUGGUGUUUUUUAAAUGUAUCUAGAGUAGAAUAUAAAGCAAGCGACAAAUAAAAAGGACUCAU
This is a messenger RNA of Xiphias gladius (swordfish), 1783 nucleotides long. RefSeq names its product tubulin, beta 6 class V (gene tubb6). The coding region runs from base 69 to 1478 and encodes 469 amino acids. The transcript has 7 exons. Lineage: Eukaryota; Metazoa; Chordata; Actinopteri; Istiophoriformes; Xiphiidae. Gene Ontology annotation, biological process: apoptotic process; microtubule cytoskeleton organization; mitotic cell cycle. The record is from RefSeq and is a predicted model, not a curated record. Gene Ontology annotation, cellular component: cytoplasm; microtubule. Gene Ontology annotation, molecular function: GTPase activity; structural constituent of cytoskeleton; GTP binding.